Didymodactylos carnosus is the source of this 1392-nucleotide messenger RNA. The record is from the annotation of a GenBank genome assembly. NCBI's taxonomy places the organism in Eukaryota, Metazoa, Rotifera, Eurotatoria, Philodinida, Philodinidae.
AUGGAAUCAGGGAUGCUCGAAAGUGGUUUAUUUGAAGAGAAAGAAAGUGUCAGAGGCUCCGAAUCAAGCUCGAUUGCAAUUCAGUUGAUUGAUGGAGUGAAAAAUUUGACACGAAAUGUUUCAAACAAAAAGGUGUAUAUCAAAGAAGGUUCUUUAUCCAUGGGCGGUUGGUCAGCUAGUGACAAAUUUCCAGUUAUAUUGAAAAAUAUGAUCUGCGGACAAAGUGGCUCCGAUUUGAUUAAGCGAUCAGCAGCAUUUACAAUAGAUGAUAUUAAAAAACAGUUGAUGAAUAAAACCAUGACAUCGUUGGCAUAUAUUUUAAUGAUUCAAACCUGCAUCCGAAACGUUGAAUUCGUUUCUAUUGGACAACCGAUGAAACAAAAAAUCACAGCCAGUAGUUCGCUAGAAAAUGAUGAAGUACACGUUGCUGUCGAAAAGUAUGAAAAUCAAGCGUACAGUGAUCUAGGCAAAUCGCGAUUGAAUAUGGAAGAAGAUCAUACUAUUAACGAUUAUAUCGAUUCUGAACAAGCUUCGUUUGAAGAAACGCUUGGCAUUGUGUCGAAUACAGAUGAUCCGAAGACUGAAUGUAUGACAUUCAGAAGUUUGUUUUUGAGUCUAUUAUUUACUUGUCUGAUGUCGGCGCUAAAUCAAUAUGCUGAUUUUAAAACAAAUUCUUAUGAUUUCCCAAGCAUUUUAGUUCUACUUUUGGCAUACCCUAUGGGUAAACUCAUGGAAUUUUGUUUACCAGGAAGGUCGAUAGAAGUAGGCCGUUGGUCAAUUUCACUUAAUCCUGGGCGAUUUUCCAUCAAAGAACAUGCACUUAUUUUUGUAACAGCAUGGGUAUCUGAGUGGACUACCAGUUCAUUAGACGUAAUAGUUAUUCGACAAACCUCUGACGGAAAACAAACAAAUUUUUCUACAGGAAUAUUUUUCGUUAUUUCAGCAAACGUUAUCGGUUACGGAAUGGCAGAUCCAAGAAGAGUAUUUGGAACAAAUUCUAUAUAUGCUAAUAUGCUUUGGCUUAUUUUAAUUGGUGCAAUAUUACCAAUUGUAUUUUGGAUAUUAAGUAAUAAAAUAUUUAUAAAUCAGAAAUGGUUAAAAUAUGUUCAUAUUCCAAUUAUGUUUUAUCCAAUGAGUUUUCUUGUUGAUAAACCAGCCGGAUCAUUUACAUCAUGGUUAUUGAUUGGAUUUCUGUUUCAUACAUGCAUUCGUCGAUGGUGGUGGGAUCGAUAUGCUCUACUAUUUUCGGCUGCAAUGGAUGCGGGAGUUCAAAUAAGUUUAUUUUUUAUUUAUUUUAUUUUUCAAUAUAGAAAUGUUUAUUUUCCGAAAUGGUGGGGUACUCAGAAUGCAUGUCCACUUUCAUCUGCAAAUUAUUAUAAAAAAUUUCCAUGA